This is a messenger RNA of Fomitiporia mediterranea MF3/22, 294 nucleotides long. RefSeq lists its product as uncharacterized. Bases 1 to 294 code for a protein of 97 amino acids. The record is from RefSeq and is a predicted model, not a curated record. The transcript has 4 exons. NCBI's taxonomy places the organism in Eukaryota, Fungi, Basidiomycota, Agaricomycetes, Hymenochaetales, Hymenochaetaceae.
AUGGACGAGCGGGCUUACCAUACGGGACAAGAGGUUCUACUUCCCGAGAUGGAUGCGCAAGGGAGGCGCAAGAGCAAUGAGGGCAAUGGGGGCAGGUCAGGGUUGAAUGUUUGGUCUGCGGAAAGACCGGUGCGAGCCGAGAGCAUAGCUUUCCUUCAAAUAUGGCGUGGUUCUCUAGCGUCUACGCAUCGCCCGCCCUUCUUCCUCCCUCCGCACUCGAGAGCCACGAGUCUCGCUGUCCGAGCGUGUCACCCGCGAAACCCGAACUCCCUGGCGGAUAGUUCUUCAAGAUGA